AAAGGAAAAUCGUAAACAACAAAAAGUUUGUUAAAAUUUCAUCUUCAUUCGUUUUGUAGAUUUAUUCUGCAUCGCAGUGAUUUUUUUGUUGUAUAAUUUGUGAAAGUAAACAGCAAAUGAUGCCAGCAAGACUUCCGAAUAUAAUUGCCGCUGAGAAUCCUCUGCACAUUUCGUGGCACGACUCAAAUUGGAUUCCCAUUUUGAACACACAAAAUGUUAUGGAUUACUUUUCGGAAAAAUCGAAUCCUUUUUACGAGAGAACUUGCAAUAAUGAAGUUGUUCGGAUGCAACGACAAAGCAUGGAUAAUUUGAGUAAUAUGAUUGGCGUUGAAUAUAUUUUGUUACACGUUCAAGAACCGAUUUUAUAUGUGAUCCGAAAGCAACAUCGACAUUCGCCGGAAAGCGUAACGCCUUUAGCUGAUUAUUACAUUAUUGCGGGAAUCGUUUAUCAAGCGCCCAAUUUGGAAAAUGUCUUUAGUUCACGAAUAUUGUCGACUGUGCAGCAUUUGCAAUCGGCAUUUGAAGAAUCAAGUUCGUAUGCGCGUUAUCAUCCGAAUGCGAAAGGGUAUAGUUGGGAUUUUUCAAAGACACCCGGAGAGAAGACAAAACCCAAGGAGAAGAAAGAACAAAAGACAAAAGAAGAAGCAAGCUCCUUGUUUCAGAGACAACGCGUUGAUAUGUUGUUAGUUGAUUUACUCAGACAAUUUCCUCCUCCGGGACAACAUCAACAACAACAGCAAGGCACGAGUACAAGCGAUACAACUGCAAUUAAACAAGAACUCGAAGAGCCACAAGACUCAAAAGACACGAAAGCGGGAACGGAGAAAAGCGAUAUGAAACCUCCGCCGGAGAAAAAGAUGAAAAUGUCCUCAGAAUUUAUGCAAAUUACCUAAAUGUAUUUCUUUUAAUCGUGUUUCGCCCUGACCUAUCACAAAUAUAAAUUAAACAAAAUCUAUCGCGUAGACUGUGCACUUAUCUUUCGAAUAGUAAAUAAUAAACACGAUGAUGCACCUAUAACGAUAGUUGAAACAAAACUGUCUGCGCUCAGUCGAAAUCAAACUUUUGUAAAGUAAUUGAUUUUGUUUUUUUUUCUUUCAUGUGUGUAGUAUCACGUUUAGAAACUCGUGUACAACAAUGGCAGAGAAAGAGAAACAAAAAUAAAAACAAAUUAAACUUUAAGACGUUAAAAUAAAGAAGAAAUAAAUAUAAUUCAAU
Culicoides brevitarsis is the source of this 1215-nucleotide messenger RNA. It is a transcript of the gene MED6, whose product is annotated as mediator of RNA polymerase II transcription subunit 6. The coding region runs from base 117 to 893 and encodes 258 amino acids. The record is from RefSeq and is a predicted model, not a curated record. Gene Ontology annotation, cellular component: core mediator complex; mediator complex. NCBI's taxonomy places the organism in Eukaryota, Metazoa, Arthropoda, Insecta, Diptera, Ceratopogonidae. Gene Ontology annotation, biological process: regulation of transcription by RNA polymerase II. Gene Ontology annotation, molecular function: transcription coactivator activity. The transcript has 2 exons.